AUGAAACUGAAAAAUAUUCUUGACGCCAACUAUACCAGUCACAAUUGGCGAAAGCCUUUGCCAUCUGCUUCUAACCCGCUCGUUUUAGACGAGAUACGUCUUGAGAACAGGCCAAACGACCAUUCACAAGCCCCUUCGAAAGCUAGCCAGCAUGAUGAGCAACCAAUUCUCAAAAAGCGCCAUGCAACGACUGCAAUGGAAUUGUUCUUCGACCUCUUUUUCGUGGCCAACCUUGGAAGUUUUGCUUCAGCUCAUGAAAUUAACACUACCGAAAAUGUAAAGUCGUACGUCGGUUACAUAGCGAUCUUAUGGUUCUAUUGGCUCCAGACUGCGCUCUUCGACAUUAGAUUCUACUCCGAUUCCGUUUCUUCACGUACGUUUAAGGCCCUACACCUAGGGAUUAUGACCGGGUUUGCUGUUCUAGCCCCGAAUUUUGACGUGACCGACCCUCUCAACCAUCCACGUCGCUUCCGUAACAUGAGUUUAGUCCUUGCGGCAUCCCGCCUCAUACUCGUAUUUCAAUAUGGAAUUGUGGCUUGGUAUGUGCGAGGGUAUAAAAAAACCCUCAGCGCAAAGAUAAUUACAACAGGAACGCUUUUUGUUUCAGCUUUGGUGUUCUUGAUUAUCGCGCUUGCAUCACAGAUGGACCGUGCUCGUUAUGCGUAUCUCGGUUGGUACAUUGUGCCGGCCGUGGAGGCUGUGAUUAUGAUUGCAAUUUCUAGCUUCUGGAAAGUGCUAAGCUUCAAGGGGACUCCAAUCGUUGAGCGAUUUGGAGGUAUGACCCUCAUAGUUCUUGGAGAAGGUACCGUUGGAAUGGCUAAAGCGGUGACAAGCAUCGCCAAAGGAACAUCCCACCCCACAGCAUCUUCGAUAGUGCUUAUUACUUGCUAUGUCGUAAUUCUGUAUUUUAUGUAUAUGAUAUACUUUGAUCAAACCGAUGAAAACCGUUUCGGAACCAUUCGCCAGCAAAUCUGGGCACUGUUGCACUUCCCAUUGCACAUGGCUAUUCUUAUUACGAACGAAGGAAGUCGUACUUUCGUCCUCUAUAGCGUUGCCAAGGGCAUCUAUGAGAAGGCUUUCAGGGACUCUCAACGUUUGAAGGUCUAUGAUAGUAUACCUCAGCUGGUUGACAGCCUUAAAGAGAUAGUCUCCAGCUUGAAAGGGAGACUCAGGGAUACCCAAGAAGUUCCGGACUUUAGCUCCAUCUAUGGCAACAUUACUGCUAUUAAAAACCCUAGAACAGACGCACAAAAAGUGGAAGAUCUACUUACUGAGUUUAACGGAAGUACCUUUGUCUGGAUUAUGCGCUCCUUCGGUGUCGACAUCGGCGAAUCGCACUCAACCAAAAUUGAAACUGCCCGCGAGCGGAUCGAUAAGCUAUCUGAGAAAUUCUUUGUGGUCUUCCGAUUCUUUUUCAUAUCUGCUGGACUUGUUCUCGUCUUCAUGGCCUUGUUACACUGGUUUUCGAAGUCACAUAAAAGCCGAGGAGAGGUCAUGUCCAUCAUCAUCACUACUGUCGCUGGCAUUGGUCUAUCUCUGACCUCGAUUGUGGCCCUAGUUGAUGGCAAUGGUAAGAAUGCAUUUUCGAACUAUCUAAACAGUGGAUGGAUAGUCCCUUCUGUUGUUCUCGUCUACGGUUUUGUGGUUGCAAUUGACAACAUUAUUAUUGUUGUUUCCCAUCAACGAAGAAGCAAAUAUACUUCUCAAGCCUAUACACGAGUUCCAUGA
Uncinocarpus reesii 1704 is the source of this 1728-nucleotide messenger RNA. RefSeq lists its product as uncharacterized. Lineage: Eukaryota; Fungi; Ascomycota; Eurotiomycetes; Onygenales; Onygenaceae. Bases 1 to 1728 code for a protein of 575 amino acids. The record is from RefSeq and is a predicted model, not a curated record. The transcript has 5 exons.